Mesorhabditis spiculigera is the source of this 333-nucleotide messenger RNA. NCBI's taxonomy places the organism in Eukaryota, Metazoa, Nematoda, Chromadorea, Rhabditida, Rhabditidae. The record is from the annotation of a GenBank genome assembly.
AUGGCUGACGUUGAAGUGGAAGCGCCUCUAAACUUCGACGCGCUCCAGGGCCUCACAACCGAUGCCUACAACCAGCCCACCAAGGACACCAAGAUCUUCAAGGACGAGUGCAUGUACUGCUUCAACACCCCAUAUUUUGAAGGAGGGCUCUACGUCUGUCUCAAGACCUACUGCGCGUUCUGCCCGUGCCACAUCGCCGACUAUGCUGCGCGUACACGUAGCACGGCCUUCGUGCAAGUUCUCAGCAAAAAGGUCCCCCUCGAGCAGCAUAACGAGCCCGAACAGAAGAUCAGUCGUCUGGCCGUCGGCGUUGAGGGUGGAUUUGGGGAGAAG